AUGUCUAGCGGCGCUCUAAUGGAGUUCAGCGAGUAUAAAGUGGAGACCCACGCGAGGGAGACGGAUCUCUCCGUGGUGUACAACAUCGACCCGGCCGUGAGUUCCAGCGCCGCCGCUGGCCCUGCCUCGCCAUCCCGGACCUCGCCGCCGCUGGCUAGGCCGUCGCCGCCGCCGAUCCCGACUCCCGCAUCAGCCCUACUUCCUCCCGAAGCUCCAGCGCCUCCCCUUCCCUCCCGCAGCUGCAGCGCCUCCCCUCCCUCCAGAAGCCGCGCUGCGCCCCUCUGCACCAGCUGCGGACGGCGCCUCCCCCUCCCUCCCGAAGCUCCAGCUGGACGGCCACCACUCCACCUAGAGGCAACAGCUGCCGGUUGUGCAGCCACGAACACCAAGACUGCUAUCAAAAUCAUCUCAUAUGGACACAACAGCUGGGUCAAGACGAGCGCAAACCUUAUGCUACUCCUGACCAUCACCUUCCUUUUGCUACCGUCAGAUACUUCAGCAGCAGGGUGGAAUGGUUGCAAGUCAUUUGUCAUUGGUCCGAUAGAGGAAGCAUGUACCCGCAAGGAAUGCACCUUCGCAUGCCAAGAUGGGUUCACUAAGUUGGGUCACUGCAAAGACGGUGUUGUUAAGUGUGGUUGGAAAUCCAACUGUGUUCUGCUGGAUGUAACUGCACUCUAUGCGGAGAUUUCAACCGUCCAUCCAUAUAACUUGGGAACAAAUAACAAGUACCUAGGGAACAAUUCCAUGUUUACUACGUAGAAUAAGAGCCACACUGAAGUGGCUGAGCAACGAGUGUUUGCUUUGAAAACUAUAUGGAGGCUUAAAUGUUUAAUUUUCAUGUAUGUU
This is a messenger RNA of Triticum aestivum (bread wheat), 846 nucleotides long. RefSeq names its product pectinesterase inhibitor 10. The record is from RefSeq and is a predicted model, not a curated record. Lineage: Eukaryota; Viridiplantae; Streptophyta; Magnoliopsida; Poales; Poaceae. The transcript is spliced from 4 exons. Bases 1 to 759 code for a protein of 252 amino acids.